UGCUGCUGCGUAGCGCGGGCGACGAAAUUUUCACGGCUGGAUUGGUUGAGGACCGCUAAACAAACCACCAGGGGGAUGAAACGCUAGACGAUCAAUGGCGGAAGCAUCGUUUCAGAAACAAACGGCUCGGGUUAAAACUUUUAACCGACACAAAUCGUCGUCUUCGGCGUGUCCGGCAUGGCUGCACCGUCCUCGUUGCUGCUUGCCUUCAAAGCAAAGAUUGAAGAGUCGGUAGCACUGGUUCCUGACAUGGGGGCCGAAGAAAAGUUGAAAGCAGUUCAGUUCUGGAAUGUGGUUUCGGAGAGGCUGCAACAGAUUGUGAAUGACAGCGCCGCCGACAUCAACGCAUUGGCACUCAACAUGCAUGGCGAGGACAUCAAUGUGGCUUCACUUCACGAUGAACAAGAAUCGCAAGCAAAAAUGGCACAGCCUUACAUUGAAGCACAUGGAUAUAGAUCGGAAAACCUUUACACAGAAGCCGUCGAGGAGUUUGAUGUCACAGCCGCGUCAGAAGGCCACCAGCAGGAGCUUCUGGCAUUGUCCGCCGAGCUCGAGCAAGUCGGUUCGUCGCAGCCUUCUACGCAGGGCAACUUCAACGGCGUCCCUCUGGAACAGGGAAGCCUCGACGUGUCAGAAAGGUCACUUUCCAAGGACUCGACAGUGCUGCUUAUUUCAACCCAGGCAGAGGACUGCCCAGCAGAUGCCACAUUUGAUGUCGCACAUCAGCAGAGUCACGAUCCCGGAGUUUUAUCGCAGCACGAGUACGGCCCAAACAGCAGUCUGGUCCUUCAGAUGCCAGCAAAGUCGGUGAACCUAGUACAGAACAAGGACAACUCCGAGCAAUGGCAGUCCUGUUCGGAAUAUGCUGCCAAGCCGAAGGUUCAGAGGAAACGACGUCCUUCGACGAGGAAAGCGAAUGCAAAGAGCUCUGCUAAAAGAGGCACCACUCCAGGUGGCAAGAAGGCUAUGGGAGUGUCAGCUGCUACCGAUCAGAGGCCUUCUGGCACAGCAUCAGAUAUUCAGUUGGAAAGCACUCAGGGUGUCGAAACGACCGAAGUGAUUGUGGUCCAGACCCGGAAAAAGCCUAAGAAGUCCAAAGAGGAAAAGGACAGGCAGUGCAAGGUCUGUCUAAAGGAGCUGCCCAACAAUUCUUCACUGACAACCCACAUGUGGACCCACGAACGGCCAUUUGCCUGUGCAGAAUGCAACGCUCGUUUCUCCACAAAAAACAACCUAGUUGUUCACCAAAGGACCCACUCCGGCGAAAAGCCGUAUGCGUGUAACGAAUGCAAUGCCAGCUUCUCAACACGAGGCAACCUCAAGCGGCACGUGAAAACACACACGGGCGUCAAGCCCUGGAAGUGCAGCCACUGCGAGCAGUGCUUCACAGAGAAGAAGACCUUGGUUGCUCACAUGCGGCGGCACACUGGCGAGAAGCCUUACCAGUGCGAGGUGUGCCAGCGGCGCUUUGCGCAGUCGGGUGUCCUCCGCAUGCACAUGGCCGUACACUUGGGCCAGAAGUCGCACCUGUGCGAGCACUGCGGCAAAGCAUUCCGGCAGCGCUCACAACUGCACCUGCACAUGCAGCGGCAUCAGGGGCUGCGCCGUUACUCCUGCAACAUCUGCCCCUCAAAGUUCCUCACCAAGGCUGACAUGCUGCGUCACGAACGGACACACACGGGGGAACGCCCUUAUGUGUGCAGCCUCUGUGGAAAGAAAUUCACCCGGCAGCAGUCGCUCAACGAGCACACUAACCGUCACUACGGCAUCAAGCCUUUCGAGUGCAAGUACUGUGACAAGACAUUUGCCGAGAUGUCAGCGUGUUAUAAGCAUAUUAAGCUUCACUCCAAGACUGAGAAUGGGGAGAACAAUGAAGGUGCUCUGGGGGCCGUGAAAACGACGGAGACCCGCAUUCCACCGCUCCCUGAGACUGCUUUGCAGAUUGCAGGAAGCAUGCAGUCAGCAACUUCAACUGCUGAAUCUGGUAGGAUAGUGCCAAUAGUAACAUCCGAGGCUGGAAACGGGCACAUGGCACUAAAGGGCCCUGAAACCGUGGUUUCGCACGAGGCCGCCAUGUCUGGAACGACGCAUGCAACUGGUGUGGGCCGCCCAGCCGAGUUCUCUGCCAUGGAUUUGUUAGCUACUGCUUCAGGCUUCUAGGCCUGGCGUUUAAAGAGAAUGUUGUGUGACUGCUUUGGUGUGUAUAUAUGUGUGUGUGUAUGCUUGCGUGCCUCAAGGACAUUUGUUUUUACUUACGAGACACUCGGUGAGUUGAAAGUUAGACACAUGUACUAAUUGGCUGAGCCGAUUUGAUGUAUAUUAGUUUUGUAUAUGUAUUAGUUUUGUUUUGUUAAACACAAUUUGCUAUGUAGAAUGGUGGCCUGCUUGUGAUAUCUGCUUGCAUCCAUGCCAAGAAACAUAUGAGUUGCUUUAUAUGUUCCAGCUUAUCGUAGCUUACAUUAGUAGUCGAAUCAUUGCGAUGAGCAUGCAAACCAUGGAAGAAAACACAAAGAACAGGAGUAGAAUCUCAUAAGUGUUUGGUCAUGGUCCAGUUUUUCAGUGUUUACCUUCAGCUUGCAUGAUGGGCCAGAAGCUGCGUUUUCGACGAUGACAUCUGCCUUGUGGCAAAGCACGCAAGCGGAAACUGAGCGUUCGAAAACCAAAUAGUGACUGAACAUUCCACCCUGGAGGAGAAGCACCGCCCAUGAAAUGAUUGCUAUUUAGUCGGAAAAUUUUGUUCAAUAUAAAUUCAAAGAUCUAGAGAGAAAUUAAGGCAAUCCUCGGUAAGUUCGUGCGAAUGGAUUUAUAUGUGAUCAGGCUAUCACUGAACUCUUCGUUUCACAUCUUGGGAGCAUUAUUAAUGCCUGGUUGAUGCAUGUGUUCCCGUAUUUGACUAUGUUAUUCUAUGCUCAACACUUAUCUCACAUGUGCGUUACCUGCCAUGUUGGCACGAUGAUUAUGUCAUUCUCCUGCUGAGAUCAAGGUCGCGGGUUCAAUUCCUGCCCUGAUGAUGGCAUUUCAAUACAGCCAAAUGGAAAAACACUCGUGUGGUUAUAUAUUAAGUACACAUGAAAGAAACACUAGCGGUAACACAUUACACGAAGCCCUCCACUAAGGCAUCUCUCCACGUCAGUGUUGGUUUGGAAAGCCAUGGAAGUAAGCAUUCGAUUUCCUGUGCACCAAUCACAAUGCCUCAUGACUGAUAUCGUGCUGCCAAAAAAGGAACACUGGUGGCGGUCACUCGAUAGCCGAGAAGCCCACAUACCUGUCCACUGAUUGCAGCAAAUAACUUCAGUCUUGUCGAUCUCAUCGUACUUGUAUGUUAAUCGAAGUUAGUAUCGCUCUCUUAUCUAUGUAUUAUGUAUGCUCAUUUUUGCAUCCUCACCUGUUGUCUAGUCAGCUGCGUUUAUAUAAUAGCGCUAGUUUGUUUGAGCAUUCCACAUCAUACAUGCACUUAUAGUGCUCGCCAUGUUGGUACUUGUACAGCUUAAUCUUGAUCUAACAAUGCUGAUGGGACCCACAAAUUUUUUCAGUCAUAAUUUAAA
This is a messenger RNA of Rhipicephalus sanguineus (brown dog tick), 3545 nucleotides long. RefSeq names its product zinc finger protein 16. Gene Ontology annotation, cellular component: nucleus. Gene Ontology annotation, biological process: regulation of transcription by RNA polymerase II. The transcript is spliced from 12 exons. Lineage: Eukaryota; Metazoa; Arthropoda; Arachnida; Ixodida; Ixodidae. Gene Ontology annotation, molecular function: DNA-binding transcription activator activity, RNA polymerase II-specific; RNA polymerase II cis-regulatory region sequence-specific DNA binding. The record is from RefSeq and is a predicted model, not a curated record. Bases 178 to 2160 code for a protein of 660 amino acids.